This is a messenger RNA of Trichobilharzia szidati, 2494 nucleotides long. Lineage: Eukaryota; Metazoa; Platyhelminthes; Trematoda; Strigeidida; Schistosomatidae. The record is from the annotation of a GenBank genome assembly.
CAGGCUUGGAAAAGUGAUUUUUCUAAUAAGUGAACUUAUAUUCUUCUUUUUCGCAUAGUUCAACAUUUAUUCUUUACCAUAGUAUAUCUUAUGAAUGAACAUCUUUAUGAAUAAUGAAUUUAAAAUCCAAUGUUGAUAUUAACUACAAUAAUACUGACGACGAUAACAAGUCAAAGUUUUUAGAAACUAUGAAAUCUAUUAUAAAGAAAGAUGAUGCAGACCAGUUAUUGAAUAUACUAACAGAUCGUAGAUGGGAUAUUAAUACAACUAAUAUAAGUACUAAUGAGGAAGAUAAAAUUAAUCCUAUGGAAAAACAGUCUCAUUCCAGUCAUAUACUCUUAAAAAAUGAAGAUAAAGCAAACUUACUACAUCUUGCAGUUGUAUACAAUGCUUCAGCUUGUGUUGAGGUUCUGGUCAAUCCACCAUAUAUGUGGAGUUCGUAUUUUGAGAAUACAAAUGGUGAGACAACUAUGAAAUUGGCAGAGCAACAUUGUUGUUUGAAAUUGCAGUAUUCAAUAGCAGCAAAGUUAUCAAAAUAUGCAAUCGACUCUGAAGAGUUUUCACAUCGUUCACUUUCAGCACUUUUACUUUAUCCUCAAGCUUUUAUUGAACAACCAUUUUCUUUCGAUGAGCUUUUUACAUGGAAUAGGCAUGGUGUAAUGCCCGGUAGUGCAGUUGAACACCUAAACAAUGGUAUCAACAAUCAGAGUUGUUCAUUUCGUAAUUUCUCCCUUCUUUUUGAGUUAACUGUUGCAACACCGGAGAUCUGUCCCACAAUAUAUUUUGAUAGUAAUGAAAUACGUGAUUUCCUAAACGAUAUAAAGGAGUUUUAUCAAUCUAGUAAUAAACUACUAUAUCGUGAGCAUUAUUACGCCGCAGAACAUCACUUUUCAACUAUAUUCUCUGAGCAUAUGAGAGUCACACAUAAAUGGGAUGAAAUAUGGAAUAAACUAUUUUAUACAUGGUUAUUUAAUCGUACAGUGAUGCAAGGUAAUCGAAGCACUAAUUUAGAUGACAUUAGCACUUUCAUGUACAUUAAACAGCCUUUUGAAUUACAGGCCAUUUGCCGUAUUACUUUGAGAAGACUUGCAGUAGAACAAAAAGGGGUCAAUUAUGCCUAUUUUGUUGAGCAUUUGGAUCUACCGAUACAUCUCAAAAACUAUCUAUUUUAUAGUGACUACUGGUCAUUUUGAAAAUUCUAUGGAAAAAACAAGCUUACUAUAUUGACCAAUAUGCAAUGCAGGACUAGCAGUUAGAUAUUUGAACAUUGUACAGGUUACAUAUAUUUGUAUAUUCAGUAUAAAUUAAAUACUUUGCUUUGUGUAUACAUGUUUCUACAGUGCUAUUUUAAAACAAAUUAAUGGAUGAAUGUUACAUCUUAUUCAGUGAUACUUAGUUAAUGAACUGUUACUAUUCCCAGUAGCUGGAAAAAUAUACUUUUAUAACCUCAACGAUCUGUCAUAUAAAAUCAUGUGGACAAUAAUGCUGGGGCAUAAAUGUACAAUGUUUUCUUUAUUUAUAGACUUCUGAAAGUCAUUGUAGCCAUCUUAAUUCAAAUCAAGUUUUGAAAUCAUUAAAGAAAUAGUGAAAAGUGGGAGCACUAAAAAGGUCUUGCAUCUUGACAAUAAACUGCCUAGUCAGCAUCUAAUGGAUAAGACUUCCAGGUUUAAGCUUUUUCCGACAAAUCACUAAUAGUGUACAGUGCUAUCAGGAGACCUCGUCAUUGAGGUUGUUAGUCAACCAACCUGAAGUUGCAUUUGUUGGAGAGUUUUCGUGAAAUCAAUCGAUACCUUGUUAGCUUUUCAGUCAAAACCCGGAAUUCAUCGAGUCAUUGCUGUGACUUCUGAGUUUCACUUGAGUAACCCCUUUCUAACUGAUGAAAUAAUCUAAUUGAAAUGCUUAUUCACCUCCGACUGUCAUGUUUUUAUUCCAUUACCACCUUUUAUGUAAAAAAUUCGGUCGAAAACUUCACGUCGUUUAAAAGCGCUUAAAGAUUAAAGAAAAUACCUCCUUACAAAAUUCAAUGCUAAUGAUGAUGUGCGACAUUCUAUGAUGCGAAAUAACCCAACUGUACAGUUCUAUAAUCAUUUUGGAUGAAUCAUUUAAUAACUUGUGUGUAAAAAGUAAGCUCUAAAUUAAUCAUUAAAAGAAGAUUAUAUUAUGUAAACAAAAUGAUUUCGAGUAAAUGGCCAGAAGUAGUACAAUACUGUUUCAACAGGUCGCUAGGUUAGAAAAGUGUCAGGAGUCGGGGCGUGAAAUUCAUAGCUCUUGCACCACGAUGAGCCGUAACUUUACUUACAAAAUUGUGCAAUGAAACCAACUACCUUAUAUGAAUAUAUUUUUUAAUCAACCAUGCUAACGUGAUGGCACCUUAAAAUGUAAACAAACUAAUCAUUGUAGUCGAUGGAAAUUAUUACAAUUACCAGGACUGACCAUCAUUCCAAGUUCACCGAUGAUAAUAUGAGCAAUAUAAUAGUCUUACUAACAAUUAUCA